This is a messenger RNA of Vicia faba (fava bean), 2454 nucleotides long. NCBI's taxonomy places the organism in Eukaryota, Viridiplantae, Streptophyta, Magnoliopsida, Fabales, Fabaceae. The record is from the annotation of a GenBank genome assembly.
AUGAAGAACAAGUUGAAGUCCCAACAAGCAAUGAGUAAUUUGGACAUGAAACAAAGAGUCCUAACCGCAUUAAACAAAGUCGGGGACCGCGAUACACAUCAAAUCGGAAUCAAUCAGCUUCACGCUAUCCUCACCUCUUUAACUCCUCAAUCCAUAUCCCCAUUCCUCUCAUGCAUACUCGACGUUCAAUCCGAACAGAAAACCCCCAUAAGAAAACAAUGCAUCAAACUCAUGGGAACUCUGGCUGAAGUUUACGAAGCUCUAGUCCUUCCACAUCUCCCAAAAAUGGUUGCCGCCGUUGUUAAAUGCUUUAGAGAUUCAGAUUCUUCCGUCAGAGAAGCGUGUGUUGAAACGGUUGCGCUCAUUGCUUCUAAAUUGGGGAAUCCAAAUAAUGAAGAUAAGGUGUUUGUGUUAUUGGCUAGUCCCAUUUUCGAAGCUCUGGUUGGUGAACAGAAUAAGCAUGUUCAGUCUGCUUCGGCUUUUUGUCUUGCUACUGUUAUUCACAACACACAUUGUCCUCCUGUUUCCAUAUUGCAUAACAUGUUGGUUAGGAUUCUUAAGUUGAUGAAAAGUCCCCAUUUUAUGGCUAAGCCUGCGCUCAUUGAGUUGAAUAGGAGUAUCAUUCAGGCCGGGGGAGCUUCCACGCAAACUGUUUUGACGACUGCUGUUGCGGGUAUUAGGGAGGCCUUGAAAGAUACUGACUGGAAAACACGUAAAGCCGCUUCUGUAGCAUUGGGACAAAUUGCUUUCAGCCGCGGUUCUUUCUUGUCACCUUUAAGGUCUUCUUGUAUUCAUUCUCUUGACUCGUCCAGGUUUGACAAGGUUAAACCGGUUAGGGAUGCUGUUUUGCAAGCUCUUAAAUAUUGGAAAAUACUUCCGGGUCAUUCUACUACCGAGCCUUCUGAAACUGGAUCCUCCUUAAAAGAAAAUGUUAGUGGAGGUGAUUCUGUCGAACUCAGUACUACUACUACUGAAUCUAGACAUAGAGAUGUUAGACUCCAAAAAGGUAAUAUGAAAUUAACUGUGGGAAGGAUUCCUUUGUCUGUAAGAAAAGCAUGUCAAAAUGAUGUUGAACAUCUUCAGCAUCCUAAAACAGAUGAGUGGCAUGUUGAAGUUGCAGUCCCCAGAACACAUUCUGUAGUGGAAUUUCCUAAUGACGAAUUUGAGACUAGUUCUGUCACCAAGCCACUAGAAGCAAUGAGUGCUGAUGUUACAGGCAUGCCGGAUGUGGGUUAUGAAUAUGUGCCUAUGGAUGAUAAGCAGGAGUGCUCUUCUGUUUCUAACUAUGAAACCAAGUUUUUAACUUCCCAUGACUGCUUUAUAAACAAUGGACUACAAAAGCCAAUUAUGAGAAGCCAACGGUUCGGUGAAGAAAUAAAUUGUAAUGAACAGAUGUACUCCAUAAAGAUGCAGAAUCCUAAAAGUUCUGAUUCUACAGUUGCCGAGCCAAGUCCCCAAAUUACACAUGAAUGUUGUUUACAAAGGGCAAAUGAAAUGUCUUGUAUUCGGAAUCAACUUUCAGAUAUUGAAAUCAAACAGGCAAACAUGAUGCAUCAAUUACAGAUUUUUACAACUGGCAUAAUGGAUGCCCUUUCUACAAUCCAAUCAAGAAUGGUAGGCUUGGAGAAUGUAAUUGAUAGAUUAUCUCAAGAAUCUUUAAAAGGAGGAAGACAUUCUUUUUCAGAGAACUCCAAAUUUGUGAGGCAGAGCCAAAAUGUGGCUUCUCCUAGGAUCUCCGUAUCUACGCCAAAGCCAUCUUCAGAAACUAAUACUAAACAAUCUGGCUUGUUUUCAACAAGUGCUGAAAGUUUGGAAAGAAAAUCAUUUUCAAGGAGCCAACCGAGGGUUCAUGCAGGAGAUAGUGUGGAUAAGUGGAAAAGUUACAAAGUAGGGACUGCCCAAAAAUUUCCAGAUGAUAUUAUAAACAGCUUAGGGGAGGAUAGACAGAGCAUGAGUUCUGCUCAAGUGAGUAAGAAUGGCAGUAUCUUUUCCUCUGCUUCCAGAACCAAUUCUAGAAAUGGUUGUCCUGAGGGUAACACAAACUACUGGAAAUGUGUGAAUCGUCUUGUAUGUGAAGGGGAUUUAAACUCUGCAUAUAUGGAAGCGUUGUGUUCCGGUGAUAACCUUAUUCUCGUUGAGCUUCUGAAUAAAACUGGUCCAGUUAUAGGAAGUUUGUCAACAAAAACUGGCAAUGUUCUUCUUAGUACUUUAGCACCAUAUCUUCUGCAAGGAAAGUUUUUUAAUACCAUAAUCCCGUGGCUGCAGCAGGUUGUUGAAUUGAGCACUGUCCAUGGACCAAAUUACAUUGCUCUUUCUAUUGAAGUUAAGGAGCAGCUUUUAUAUGCAAUUGAAGAGGUUGUGAACUUGAAUAUUAUCAGUCACGCCGACAGGAAACGUGCUGCUGAAUUAGCAAUAAAAUUAGAUCAUAUGUGGAGUACGAUUAGUGAAAGUUAA